Messenger RNA from Aspergillus tanneri, 2388 nucleotides. RefSeq names its product mRNA splicing protein PRP28 (gene prp28). Gene Ontology annotation, cellular component: catalytic step 2 spliceosome. The transcript has 3 exons. Gene Ontology annotation, molecular function: ATP binding; RNA helicase activity; RNA binding. NCBI's taxonomy places the organism in Eukaryota, Fungi, Ascomycota, Eurotiomycetes, Eurotiales, Aspergillaceae. Bases 1 to 2388 code for a protein of 795 amino acids. Gene Ontology annotation, biological process: mRNA splicing, via spliceosome. The record is from RefSeq and is a predicted model, not a curated record.
AUGGACGGGAUCAUCACAAACGGUUCUACCGAGGCGUCAGUCGGGGUUCCCCCUCCGGAGCCCAUUGAUCGCCCUCCCACUCCUCCUCCGCCACCUCCAGAAGAUUCCGCCGCCCCUCCACCCCCCAUCACGUCCGCACCUCCACCACCGCCAGAAGAUCUCCCUCCAGCUCCACCCCCAGAGGAGACAACGACGACGAAGAAGAAAGUCGGAUUGGGUACGAAACGUCCGGCAGCCACGCCACUGAGUGUUGAGGAUCUGGUCCGGAAGAAGAGGGAGGCGGAUGCCGCAGCAGCUAAGCCCAAGUUCCUCUCGAGAGCAGAGCGCGAGCGAAUCGCCCUGGAGAAACGCAACAAGGAAGUCGAGGCCACCCGAAAACAGGCUGAACGCGCCUCCAACGGCAUCGACCGAAAAGACACACAGUUACCAUCUAGGAACUCCGAUGGCCUGAAUGGCGACUCACGAUUCAUUCCAACUGGACCACGUGCCAUGCGCAGUUCAGACGCACCAACUGCGCCUGCUGCAAUGCGGAAUUCUUUCCAUUUGCAUAAGAACAGUGAUAAAUUACAACCGAAAUCGAAAGGCGCACUAGGUUCCAUAGAUGAGGAAGAGGCAGCUGCGCAAGCAGCUCUAGUGAAACAAAGAUAUAUGGGGGCGGACCAAACGUCCAAUUUCUCGGCCAAAAAGAAGCGCAAGAGGACUACGGACCGGAAGUUUAAUUUCGAGUGGAAUGCGGAGGAAGAUACCAGCGGAGACUAUAAUCCACUCUAUCAGCAUCGACAUGAGACAAAAUUCUUUGGCCGUGGUCGUCUGGCGGGUUAUGGCGAUGAUGUAGCGGAACAGAUGGCGAAGAAAUAUGCGCGGGCACUGGAGGACCAAGAUCGUGAAGCCGGAGGGAUCCGUGCACGAGAGAUCCUGGAGAUGGAACGUCGACGCAGGGAAGAGAGUGCUCGGAACCAGCUGGACAAGCAUUGGAGCGAGAAGAAGCUGGAGCACAUGCGCGAGCGAGACUGGCGUAUCUUCAAGGAAGAUUUCAACAUCAGUACCAAGGGUGGAAGCAUACCCAAUCCCAUGCGGUCAUGGGAUGAGUCUGGUCUUCCUAAUCGUCUGAUGGAACUGAUCAACCGAGUCGGAUACAAAGAACCUACGGCCAUCCAGCGUUCUGCCAUCCCCAUCGCCCUGCAGAAUCGAGACCUUAUCGGUGUGGCCGUCACCGGGUCUGGUAAGACUGCCUCCUUCCUUCUUCCUCUUCUGGUGUACAUCGCGGAACUACCACGGAUCGACGAGUUCGAGUGGCGCAAAAAUGAUGGUCCGUACGCCAUCGUACUGGCGCCCACCCGUGAAUUGGCGCAACAGAUCGAGAUCGAAGCCAAGAAAUUCACCCAACCUCUCGGCUUCAACGUGGUCAGUAUUGUAGGAGGUCACUCCUUCGAAGAGCAAGCGUACAGUCUACGCAAUGGUGCAGAGAUUAUUAUCGCUACUCCCGGUCGUCUUGUCGACUGCAUCGAACGUCGCCUGCUUGUGCUCAGCCAAUGCUGCUACGUGAUCAUGGACGAAGCAGACCGUAUGAUUGACCUCGGUUUCGAAGAGCCGGUCAACAAGAUCCUCGACGCAUUGCCUGUAUCGAACGAAAAGCCCGACUCCGAGGAAGCCGAGAACUCCAUCGCUAUGAGCCAACACCUCGGCGGCAAGGACCGCUACCGCCAAACUAUGAUGUACACAGCGACGAUGCCAACGGCCGUCGAGCGCAUCGCGCGCAAAUACCUCCGUCGUCCGGCAAUCGUGACGAUCGGCAGCGCAGGCGAAGCCGUGGACACUAUCGAGCAGCGCGUGGAGAUGGUCGCCGGCGAAGACAAGCGCAAGAAACGUCUGGCCGAGAUCCUCUCCUCGGGCGAAUUCCGCGCCCCAAUCAUCGUCUUCGUCAACAUCAAGCGAAACUGCGAUGCCAUCGCCCGCGAAAUCAAACAGAUGGGCUUCUCAUCCGUCACCCUCCAUGGAAGCAAAACCCAGGAACAGCGUGAAGCCGCCCUUGCGUCUGUCCGUAAUGGCUCAACCGAUGUCCUCGUGGCUACCGAUCUCGCCGGUCGUGGUAUCGAUGUCCCCGAUGUCAGUCUGGUGGUCAACUUCAACAUGGCGACCUCGAUCGAGAGUUACACUCACCGUAUCGGCCGUACCGGUCGUGCCGGAAAGAGUGGUGUGGCUAUUACCUUCUUGGGUAAUGAGGAUGCGGAUGUCAUGUACGAUAUCAAACAAAUGCUUAUCAAGUCAUCUAUUUCUCGUGUCCCCGAGGAACUGCGGAAACAUGAGGCCGCUCAGUCCAAACCCACUCGUGGUUUCUCCCGGAAGAAUGAAGAUAGCUCCGGGUUUGGAGGCAAGGGUGGAUGGUAA